Archocentrus centrarchus (flier cichlid) is the source of this 4814-nucleotide messenger RNA. It is a transcript of the gene pkp1a, whose product is annotated as plakophilin 1a. The coding region runs from base 126 to 2282 and encodes 718 amino acids. Gene Ontology annotation, molecular function: protein binding. Gene Ontology annotation, cellular component: adherens junction; nucleus; cytoplasm. Lineage: Eukaryota; Metazoa; Chordata; Actinopteri; Cichliformes; Cichlidae. The record is from RefSeq and is a predicted model, not a curated record. Gene Ontology annotation, biological process: cell-cell adhesion. The transcript has 15 exons.
CGGCAUCACAAUCUGCAUACUUGGGACGUCCGCUGCAGUUGUCGGCGCACUUCUUCUGCGGGCCUGCGCUGUUUCUGGAACCAGAUUAGUCGAUCCGUUCACAAGAGGGGUGCUGAAUUGGGAAGAUGAUGGCUCCGGAUCCGCUGCGAUCAGCGACGACCGUCGGGGUCGUUGAGGAUACUUCGCUCGCGCUGCCCUCCGACAGCAAGUUACGCUCGGGACAGCAGCGCGUGCUGGACCAGGUUCACAGCAUUAAGAGGAGCAAGUCCAAAUACGGGAAGAGUGUCAGAGCUUCCUCUCCCACAAGCCCAACUUCACAGGCUUUCACAAAAAAUGAUUUUGCAUCAUUCAAGUAUUCUCCAACCAAAGCAAGUGACACCUUCCAGCGCAGCAGAUCCACCAUGUCAGCAAGCACCAACAGAGAGACAAGCAUGCAGAAGAGUCGUACUCUAUCCACUAAAGCUUCUAGAGGAAGAUAUACGAGUACGUCCGGUGUUUGGGAGCAGCAAAUGAAUGCCUCCACCUGGCCAAACAGUGGGCUGAAAUCCAGUCAGAGUGACCCUGCCUUGGCUCCACCUUUUUCUGUUGUCACUGCACCUAGCAUGAGAGUGAAAGGGCAGAUGGCACAGGGCCAAAGCACCCUUCAAACUCGAAUAAAUAGACACAGUGUUUCAUCAAUGAGUAAUGGUAAUCCGUUGACCAGCAGCCAGUCACGCAUGGUCCGCAUGCUCUCCAACAAGUCUCCCAGUGAGGGCAAGAUGGGCACCAUCAAAGCAUCCAAAAUAGAGCAAAAAUCAAUGACAAACGCUACAGAGAACAUGCCAGACCUGACCCUGAAAGAGGCCGUGGAGUUUCUGUCUCACCCUGAUGAAAAUUACCAGCAGUGGGGAGCAACCUUCAUCCAGCACACCUGCUACAGCGAUGAGUCUGCCAAAACAGAGGUUUCUCAGCUCAAGGGUAUUCCUGCUCUGGUGACCCUGCUGAGAAGCCCCAGUCCUUCAGUGAGCCAGGCCGCUGCUGGAGCUCUGAGGAACCUGGUGUUCAAGAACAACAAUAACAAACUUGAGGUUCAAGACUGUGGUGGUAUAGCUAAGGCCCUUCAGCUACUAAAGGAAUCAGAUUCUACUGAGACCCAGAAACAAGUUACUGGCCUGCUGUGGAACCUGUCCUCUGCCAGCCAGCUGAGGGGCGAGCUUACACAAACAGCACUGCCCGCCCUAACUGAAAAUGUGGUGGCGCCAUUCACCGGCUGGUCAGACAACGGUGUCAGCAGCUGCAUUGACCCUUACGUCUUCCACUGUGCCACAGGAUGCCUGCGGAACCUGAGCUGUGGUGAGAUGAAGCAGAGGGAGGCUAUGAGGAACUGCCCUCACCUCAUCGACUCCCUCAUGAGUUACAUGCAGUCCUGUGUGGCAGAGGAGAACCCUGAUGACAAGUCUCUGGAGAACUGUGCAUGCAUCCUCCAUAACUUGUCCUACAAACUGGAGCAAGAGUCCCUUGGGAGUUUCGACCUGUACUACACUAAUAGAAACGCCCAACUUGAGGAUAGGAAAAGCCCCACAGUUGGAUGCUUCAGCCCUAAGAGCAGCAAGGUUCAAAAGGAGUUUUCUUUUGAUACUUCACGAGUGCUUGAUGCCAGUCCCCCAUCGGGUGUAAAGUGGUUGUCCCAUCCUAAAGCUAUAGAGACUUACCUUUCCCUGCUGGAUUCAUCCAAGACAGAUGGCACUCUAGAGGCCUGCUGCGGUGCUCUGCAGAACCUCACUGCCAAUAAGGGACAAGGGUCAGAUAGUAUUAGCAAAAUUUUGGUUCAAAAGUCCCUGUAUCACUUUGUGCCUCUGCUGAAGUCGCCUAACCAGAACCUUCAGAAGACUGCCUUGUCCUUGCUGGGUAACAUGUCUAGGACCAGCACUUUGCAGGCCACCAUGGCAAAGGAGGUGUUGCCUCAGCUCACCGAAUUCCUAAAAAGUAACACCAGUCAAAUGGGAUAUUCGGAUGAAACCAUAGCAGGAGCUUGCAGCACAGUGCUGAGACUGCUGUCAGCAGACAGUGAGGUCAGCAAGAAGGUCAUCACUAAUGGAAUGGUUGCUUCACUGAGUGACCUCAGCGAAAACAGGUCUUUUCCCAAAGGCAGUAAAGCAGCCUCGGUGCUGCUGUGCAGCUUAUGGAACGACAAGAAUUUGCAAAGUGCUGUGAAAAAGUUGGGGGUAGGCAAAUCAGUCUUCGUCAAUGACACCACAACAGCAGCGUACUCCCAGCAGCUUGAUCAACUGGAUCGGCAGUAAUAGUUCUGAAAGAUAGAAACCAACGUGUUCAGACACUCCUGUGGCCACACCCUUGCGACGAAGACAGAAAGAAAUUUUUUUUUUUAAAUUUACGCUCUUUAUUAAUAACAUUUUGAAAGAACCUGGCAGUUAUUACUUAUUGAUUGAUGCAUUGUACAUACUACAAUUAAUUUUAUGAAUAAUCCUGUGGUCUGUGUGUUUGGAUAGGUUUCUGUAUCUGUAGCCAAGUAGGCUGAGAGCGCUUUUUGGAAGUGUGUGUGUGCGGUGAAACUGACUUGUUUUAGGCUGCAAGUCACAGUGUGGACAGACAGUGUUAUCAGCCGCAGAAUGUUACUUUCAGCGAUUGUUCGGGUUCAUGAAUGCCAAUGUGUCUGCCUACAGUGACUGAAAGUUAUAUAUAGAGAGAGAUCUGAGCAGCCAAAUAUGAAAGCUUUGUGAAAAAGUUGCAGUAAGAUGAGAAGUAUAUGAUUUAAAGAAUGUGUUUUUAAAAAUAUUAUAUCCCCACCACACACUUGUUUAUUUGCUUUAGUGAAGAUAAUGGAUUUUUCAUGUUAAAUGUACAAAGAAUGCAUAAAGGGGUUUUAUAGAAAGGAUCAAGCAAGCAUUCAGUUAAAGUAAACAAAAGCAAUACUUUGGUUUCCAAGGUUAGCAAACAAGCGCUGUUUCUAAUGUAUAUUUCUAAUGCACUUUUAUUUUAUUAACAGUUCAAAUCCGUCACCUUAAAAUUUUAAGCACUAGUUCAACAUUUAAAUGUGCCGUUUUGCUUUCUUCGCGAUUAGCAUCAUGUUUGUUUGUACAUUAAAUUUGAAGCCACAGCUGGCAGCCAGUUAGCCUAGCACGAAGACUGGAAACAAGCAGACAAACCUAGCCUCCUUCCAGAGGUUACAGUUACACAAUCUGCUUACCUCCACCUCUAAAGAUCACAGAUUAAAUCAAUUGCAUCUUCAUUAUUUAACCCAUAUAAAACAGAAUCAUUGACAGGGUUUUGGUGAUUGCAACUUCAUUUAGAUUAUGACAUGAUAAACAGUGAAAACAGGUCACCUUUCCAUAGAGCCAGGUUAGGACUUUCCUCUUGCUUCAAGGCUUUGCGCUAAACUAAGUUAACUGCCUGCUGGCAGUAGCUUAUACAGGAUAUAAGGUAUCCAACUUUUCAAGCAGCUCUUAGCAGCAUAUUCAGUUUUAGAUUCUUCCAUAGUGAUGAGUGCCUUGUUCACAACUUUUUUUUAAUGCUGUAUAUAUUUUUUGUCUUUUAAUUAUUGCUUUGUGUUUUUGCAUGCAGUGGGGAAUUGGGGAACAGAUGUGCCAAAAAAGGAUCAUCUGGCAAAAAGUGAUUUCCAGGAUUUGCCAAAAAAUGAUUGGCUGUAUUUAAACAGUUGCAAAUGACUUUUUGGCUUUUAAUCUGUGAAACAUAUUUCAAACAUACCUUUCAUGAAUGAUAUCGAGUCAUUCUGAGUGAUAAACACGAUUCCUGUCACAAGGUAGAAGCUGCAAUCAGUUUUUGGCAAAGUGACUUUUAUAUAUUCUUUAUUGAUUAGGGUAAAAAGUCAUUGACAUUAAAAAAAAUACUUUUUUUUAAAAGAGAGAUCUGGCCAAGAGGGCAACAGAAAUUACAACAAAUAUAACAUCACUGUUCUAUAAAGAGAUUUUAAGUGGCCAAAAAUAUGGUAUACUAUAGGUAAAGUAACACAAAGUCAUAAAGAUACUUGCAGAACAGGUUGUUUCUUUAUUUUACAUGUAAGCCCUCCAUCAAUCCUGUUGACUGCAAUUUAUUUAGCAAUAAUAAGCAAAGACAUUACACAUAUAAAAAACACAAAGAAACACUGAAAAUCACUUUUUGGUGCAACAGGUGACAUAGAAAGACUGGAAUGUAGCACACAACAUCUAAGCAUCCGUCACUUUCAUUCACAGAUUAACUACGUGUAGAAAUGUGGACCAGCAGUAAAUCAUCAGUCAGCGGUUAACUUGGCUGAACUCCUCUGAGUGUUCUUUGACACAAUUCAAACGAGCACUAAGGAGGUCAUGAAGAUUUUGUGCCUUUCAACAACUGUUUAAUGAAUUUAGUGAAUUGUGUGCGCCAGUCGAGGGAAGAGCAGCUGCAUUUACAAGUGUGUCGUGUUUAAUAGUUUUUUUAAUUUAAAAACGCAAGCUUUAGAAAAGAGGUCAUUACAGGGUGUCUGCCAUCACAUCCAAACUCCCUUGUUUAUUGAAAACAGAUUUUAAGUCUUUGUGAAAACUCAAAUUCUUUUGGGAAAACCCAACAUUACAAAUCACAAAACAUGCCUGCCGUGCGACAAGGCGGUAGGAAACUGUGGGGAUUACACAGGGCCACACAGUGCAAGGCAGCGGAUUGUUUUUCUGCUUGGGAAAUAGCCGUGUUGAGGUUCACUCACCUCGGGAGGAUCAAUGUCAGUAUUGCUUAGAAUGUAUUUUUUGGAGAACUGUUUGUGUUUUUGUGUGUGCACGCGCGUGUGUGUGUGUGUAUAUGGCAUAUAAUUAGGAGCCUUUUCUGUCGCUCAGAAUAAAUAAAAUAUG